ACCACACAGUUGAAAGAAAAUUUUUUUCUUGAAAAGGGAAACAAAGCAAAGCAAAAGGCAAAAGGGGAGACAAAGCAGCGAAACGGAGAAAAUCAGAGGAGCAGCAAGCAAAGCAGGAAGGGAUUGGAUUGGAUAGCAACUCACCAGAGAUCGGCAAGGAUCGGGAACAGGAUGAACAACGGAUUCAGCACCGGCGAGGAGGACAGUCGCGGGCACACGGACCAAACCUGCUGCCUAAUCGACGACAUGGAGCGGUGUCGCAACCAGGCCGGCUACGCCAGCUACUCCAAGCGCAUCCAGAAAACGGUGGCCCAGAAGCGGCUGAAGCUCAGCAGCGAUCCCGCCGCGCAGCACAUCUACAUCUGUGACCACCACAAGGAGCGCAUCCAGUCUGUGCGCACCAAGCGACGUCGCAAGGACAGCGAGGACGACAGCAACGAGACGGACACGGACCUGCACGAGUUUCCCGAUCUCUAUCAGCUGGGCGUCAGCACGCUGCGCCGCUACAAACGCCACUACAAGGUUCAAGCGCGGCAGGGAAUGAAACGGGCGCAGCUGGCGGAUACAAUUAUGAAACACUUCAAGACAAUACAAAUCAAGGAGAAGGAGAUCAUCACGGUCUUUGUGUAUAUGGUGAAGAUGGGCGCGAAUAAGCUGGACCAGAAAAACGGCCUUGGCAACGAUACCACCUGAAGGCGCGUCGGCGGGCGGAGGGAGGAGGAGGACGCCGACGACGUUUUCUCCUUUUAACGCUGGCCAACUGCCAAUCAAAAAAACACACUUCUCACAUUGUUGCUGCAUUUGCUGGACGUCAGCAUUGUUGAACCGAACAAGGAUAAACGAAAAUACUGAUAGUGAAAUGCCCUUCUCAUCUGUGUGACCCCCAAGAAACCCACUCCUAUGCGCCCAUAAAGCACCACUGCCCAAACCCUUUCCUCGACUCCCCGGAAUACAAGUAAAAUUCGAAAGGGAAAACUGCAAUGAAAGAAUGUAAGGAAAAUGGCAACUGGUGCUCCCAAAACAAAAAUAGUAUAACGCGAAUGUAAACCUAAUCUUAAACAAGAAAUUUACAAAACUAAUUGUAGCCUUGGUCCGUUGUUAAUAGCUCUUUAUACACGCACUACAUUAAUAAACUAUGUAAAUUAACAAGAGAA
Molecule: messenger RNA, 1154 nt
Organism: Drosophila santomea
Lineage: Eukaryota; Metazoa; Arthropoda; Insecta; Diptera; Drosophilidae
Gene: Sap30
Product: histone deacetylase complex subunit SAP30 homolog
Exons: 2
Coding region: 172-693 (173 amino acids)
Biological process (GO): regulation of DNA-templated transcription
Cellular component (GO): histone deacetylase complex
Molecular function (GO): transcription coregulator activity; protein binding
Source: RefSeq, a predicted model, not a curated record